Messenger RNA from Klebsormidium nitens, 1527 nucleotides. The record is from the annotation of a GenBank genome assembly. NCBI's taxonomy places the organism in Eukaryota, Viridiplantae, Streptophyta, Klebsormidiophyceae, Klebsormidiales, Klebsormidiaceae.
AUGGCUUUUCGACAAGAUCCAGCGUGCAUCGGAGAAUCAUCGCCUUCAGCAAACCAGAAGCCGGAACUGGAGCAAACCGACACUGCUGAGCUUGCUGUGCUUCGCCAGCUGCUUAGAGCCAAGUCCGACGAGCUCAGGCAAGCAGAGACCAGGGAGAGGGCCGCACAGGAAAAAUUGGCAGAGGAGACCACGGCGCGAAAGGAGGCGAAGGCCCAAGCUGGGAAGAAGAAGCAUGCCCGGCAGCUUGUAGAGGCAGAGGCCGGAGCUGCAAAGGAGAGGUUGGCAGCGGUGGCCAGGGAAAGAAAGGUGCGAGAGGUCCAAGACCGUGCAGAGGUGGCAACCCCACUGUCGGUAGCGGUUGAGCAGGCCUCCCUGCUGGAGGCGAGCCGCAGCGCCCAAGCUCGGCUCUUGGAGGCCCUUAGGGAGGCAGAGUUCUCUGCGCGGUCCCGGGACGAAUUCUUGGCAGUGAUGAAACACGAAAUCCGGACUCCCCUCCACGCAAUCAUAGCCCUCCUCUCCCUUCUCAACCAAUCCGAACUCACGGAGGACCAACAGAGCAUGGAGCAUACGGUCUCCAAGAGCACGACUCUGCUGCGCACCCUCAUCAACGACGUCCUCGACUUCUCACGUCUGGAAGGCGACAGUCUGGCACUGGACCCGCAUCCCUUCCACCUUCCCUCCCUGUUUGAGCAGCUUGAGGCCUUGGCCGGCUCCAUGGCUCAAGUGAAGGGCGUGCACCUCUGGAUAGACGAGGGGAUCCCGGCUUACGUGUCAGAAGACGACCAGAGGAUUCUGCAGGUGCUCCUAAACUUGGUCGCGAACUCGAUCAAGUUCACGGAGCCCGGGGGGCGAAUCACCGUCAAGGCUUCAAGGGUAGAGGGCGGGAGCUCCCCGAAAUAUUUGGCCUUGAAGGUGACCGUCACCGACACCCGGAUGGGGAUCCGUCCGGAGGACCUGGAUGGCAAACUCUUCCAAAAGUUCGUGCAGGCGGACACCAGCAUCUCCAGGAAGUAUGGAGGCACCGGCCUCGGCCUGGCUAUCUGCAAGAGGCUGGCCGAGAUGAUGCAGGGACGCAUCUGGCUGGAGAGCGACGGCGUCGGGCGGGGCUGCACCGCUAGUCUCGUCUUACGGCUCCAGCAUGCAAGGGCAUCAAGGGGUUUCAAGUCCCCCCUCCUUGAAUCGAACGCCUUGAAGGGGCUCCAGGCCCUGGUGACGGACAAAAAUGCGAUCAACAGGCUCGUCACCUCGCGUCUUCUCACCAGCCUGGGCUGCGAGGUGGCCGUCGCCAAAGGUGGCCGCAGUUGCCUCGAGCAGCUUGCCCUCCAGAGGUUCGAGCUCGUCCUGCUGGACCUCUCCAUGCCCGACAUGGACGGCUUCAAGUUUUCGAGAGCCAAACCGAGUUCUCGUACAAGGCAGCUGAAAAUUUCACCGCUCAUCCUUUCCUGCUUUUUGGAAUUCGGUAACCGCUUGGUUGUCAGCCGAAUUGAUAUCAACGGUUCAGAUCGUGUAGAACCCGAAGUUAGUUAA